CUCUGGUCGCCGCGCGCACAUGCGCACUGACGCGCGCAGAGGACAGGCCUCGGCGCCGCCCCUCCCCCAGCCGCCGCGACGUUGCGGGGGCGAGGACCGUUGCCCCGCGCCCCGGGCCCUGAGGUGGGACGGUCGGCCGCUGACACCCUUCCCUUUCGGCCCUGAGGUACCCGGCCUGGUGGCCCAGGACGUUCCCGUCGCAUGGCGGAGUGCUGCGGACGACGCCCAUGAAGCCCGUAGUCCUUCUAGUUGCGCUGUUGCUAUGGCCUUCGUCCGCGCCCGCGUUUCCGAGCAUAACUGUGUCUCGUGAUGAAGAACAAAACUUGAAUCAUUAUGUACAAGUUUUAGAGAACCUAAUACUAAGUGUUCCCACUAGGGAACCAGGCCCUGAGAAAAAAUCAAGGUCUCCAAAAAAUAUUUAUUCUACAGGAUUGAAGAGGUCAAAAAUUGAGGAGACAGGUACACCUGGAGAAGCUUCAACUGAGAAUAAUGUUUUAAUCAAGGAUGUUAGUGAAGGAAGUACAACUUUCUCUACUAGAGACUUCACACCGGGAAUAGGGAAGAAACAACCUACUGAAAGUACACCAUUCUGGUCAAUCAGACCAAGCAAUGUUUCUGUUGUUUUACAUGCGGAAGAACCUUAUAUUGAGAAAGAAGAGCCAGAGCCAGAGCCAGAGCCAGAGACAGUUACAAAACGCAGCAGGGCCUCAACGAUGUCACCACCUACUUCUGAACCAUCUACGAUUACAAGUGUCACCACUAAAACCACUGCCGAAAUGUUUAUCUGGACAGAAGAAGAUGUUCCCCAGCUCUCAGGUGGAUCUGAAAUAGGCAAAUUUAAAAUGCCAACAUAUGAACAUCACUCAGAGAGUCUGAAUAAUGAUGCCAUUUUGAAAAAAAUUUCAGAAAUAUAUUCACAAAUGCAACAGGCACCUCCUGGUGACAGCAAUAAUCCAGAGUAUAAACAGUACAUUAAAGCCUCUAAAGAGCUCCUGAAACGAAGCCUUGCUCUAGCAGAAGCAGCAGAAUAUAGAUUGGAAAAAAUGUAUGCAACCGAGGCAUUGGCACAAGGACGAUCCAGUAAUAAAAUUGAUGACAUUGAAACUGUUAUUAAUAUGCUGUAUAAUUCUAGAUCUAAAUUACCAGAAUAUUUAGAUAUUAAAUACGUUCCAGCAGAGAUGAGAGAAAGAGCUACUGUAGUAUUCAGUACGUUGAAAAGAAUAUUAUGUGCAGGUCAAGUAGAAACUCAAAACCUUAUUAAGAAGUUAUUAAGCAAUAAUAUAAAAAUUUUAAACCUACUUGAUAUUCCACAAUAAAGUUGGUUUAAACCUACUUGAUAUUCCACGAUAAAGUUGGUUUAAGCAAGCUGUAUUCAUUCAUGGGAAAAUAAGCAUAUUAGUGAUUUUAAAAGUUGUUUAAAAGCAUUUUUAUUAUAGUUUAAUGCACUAACUUCUUUAUAUGCCAUGUGUUAUGAAAUUUUUCAUAUGCACUGAAAAUCUAAUAAUUUAAAAUAAAAUUUUGGUUCAGGAGUUUGUAGUUUUUCUCAUUAAUUAAAAAAGCUAUGAAGAUCUGAUGUUUAAAAUCUUGGUUUGGAUUUUACUUGAAGUUGGGGAUGUAGCUCAGUGGUAGAGUGCUGCCUAUCAUGUGUGUGAAGCCCUGGGUUCAAUCCCCCUGCAAUGCCAUAAAAAAAAAAGAAUCCUUGAUUGUACUUUAAUAGAUUAGCUAAAUUCAUCCAUUUUAUGAGUUUUAACUGCACUCUAUAUGUAGGUAGUUUGAAAUAAUUUCAUAUAAAUAUAAAAAUUUCAGGUGCAUGGUUUUUAAUUACUCUUUCAGUGAGUAAUUCAGAGAAUCUCAGUUUUAUUUCUGAAUAGCACAAUUGGGGCUUGUAUCAGAACUACUUUUGUCUGGAUGUAUGUGUGCCUCCUUUGAAAAAGUGAAUGUUAUAUUAAGACCCAUCCCUGUUCUUUUGUCAUCAAGUACUUUUGGAGUAUCAGUGAGGGACUAUAACCUGAAUUUGUAAUGAAGUCAUUUUCAUUUUUCUCUUUUUGUUCAUUUGUGUAUAUAUACAUCAAAGCUUUACAAAUGUUUUGACAGGAAGUAUGAUUGAAAUCAUUGAGGUUAAUUGUAUAAUAUUAUUAUUAUGGUGCAGGUAAUUGUUUCAUUAUUUGACCAGUAUUAUAUUCAGAUUCAUUUACUUAUUCCUUCAUUUAACCAGUCAUUUAUGGUUUAAUAAAAAAUUAUUGAUUUUCUACUAGGAUAAAUUACGAGACUUUAGGGAUAUAAUAAUGAAGACCUAUUUCCUUCUCUCUUUGAGAUUACAUUAUAACAGGAAAUAUAAACACUAAACAAAUAAUUUCAACAACUUUAAAAUUGCAUUUGUGGCAAGUUGUUAUGAAAGUGAGCUAUUUGAUCUCAUUGAAACCAAGAAUAAUUGCAAAGUUACUCUGAGAAAGAGGUGUUUAAGGUGAGGUCAAAAGAUGAGGGUGUGUUUAGGGUUAAGGGGACAUUCCAAGCAGAGGGAAGAGCAUGGGAGAAUGCUUGGGUUGAGAAUGAGUGUGGCAGGUUUGGAAAGUACUUGGUGUAUGGGAAGGCACCUUGGGAGGGCAUCCUAAGAUGGAGUGGUGACAUACGCAGGGUCAGAGCAGACCCUGCAGGGCCUUAGAUACAUAGUAACUAUUUUAACCUUUCUCCUAUGAUCAAUGAGGAUCUAUUAGUGGAUUUUAAGCAAAGGACUAGUAUGAUCAAAUAUUUUUGUCUGUGCAUUAAAAAAAAAAAAACUGACCCAUUUUAGAGGUGGGCAAAAAUAGA
Messenger RNA from Sciurus carolinensis (gray squirrel), 2808 nucleotides. It is a transcript of the gene Spesp1, whose product is annotated as sperm equatorial segment protein 1. The record is from RefSeq and is a predicted model, not a curated record. The transcript is spliced from 2 exons. The coding region runs from base 228 to 1316 and encodes 362 amino acids. NCBI's taxonomy places the organism in Eukaryota, Metazoa, Chordata, Mammalia, Rodentia, Sciuridae. Gene Ontology annotation, biological process: acrosome reaction; fusion of sperm to egg plasma membrane involved in single fertilization. Gene Ontology annotation, cellular component: acrosomal vesicle.